Metarhizium album ARSEF 1941 is the source of this 1206-nucleotide messenger RNA. RefSeq names its product DUF250 domain membrane protein. Gene Ontology annotation, cellular component: trans-Golgi network; endosome; Golgi apparatus. The transcript has 4 exons. The coding region runs from base 1 to 1206 and encodes 401 amino acids. Lineage: Eukaryota; Fungi; Ascomycota; Sordariomycetes; Hypocreales; Clavicipitaceae. Gene Ontology annotation, molecular function: antiporter activity. The record is from RefSeq and is a predicted model, not a curated record.
AUGUCCGAGGAAAAGUCUCGCGUUUCUGGCGAGAUUGCCCGCGCGGAAUCCUCAUCGCCUGUCUUGCCCACGGUCAAUCCUGCGGUUGAAAAGCCCCAGCCGCCCAAGUCUGCGGUUCAUCCUGCCUUCUACGUAAUUGUCUGGAUUGGCUUCAGUUCGUCGGUUAUUCUGUUCAACAAAUGGGUUCUGGACACGUUGAACUUCCGUUACCCCGUUAUCCUGACCACCUACCACAUGGCCUUUGCGACUGUCGCUACACAGCUCAUGGCUCGCUUCACCCCUCUUCUGGAUGGCCGAAAGACCGUCAAGAUGACUGGCCGCGUCUAUCUCCGUGCGGUUGUGCCCAUCGGCCUGUUCUUCAGCCUGAGUCUGAUCUGUGGAAACUUGACCUACCUGUACCUCUCGGUCGCUUUCAUCCAGAUGCUCAAGGCCACCACUCCCGUCGCCGUCCUGAUCGCCGGCUGGUCUCUGGGAGUCUCUCAGCCCAACCUGAAGCAGUUCCUCAACGUGUCUGCCAUUGUUGUUGGUGUAAUUAUUGCCUCCCUUGGCGAAAUCAACUUCGUCUUGAUUGGUGUCUUGUACCAGAUCGGCGGCAUCAUCUUCGAAGCUCUCCGCCUUACCAUGGUCCAGCGACUUCUGAGCUCUGCCGACUUCAAGAUGGACCCUCUGGUCUCCUUGUACUACUUUGCUCCCGUUUGCGCUGUCAUGAACGGUGUCGUUGCUCUUCUGUGGGAAGUCCCCAAAGUCUCCAUGACCGAUGUCUACAAUGUUGGACUCUUCACCUUUUUCCUCAACGGACUCUGCGCCUUGAUGCUCAACGUGUCUGUCGUCUUCUUGAUCGGCAAGACUUCUGCAGUCGUCCUCACCCUUUGCGGUGUUCUCAAGGACAUCAUGCUUGUUGCUGCCUCCAUGAUGAUCUGGGGCACCCCGGUCACUGCUCUCCAGUUCUUUGGUUACUCCAUUGCCCUUGGCGGCAUGGUUUACUAUAAGCUUGGCUUCGAUCAGAUCAAGGGCUAUAUGGGCGAGGCAAAUCGACAGUGGGCUGAGUUUGGGGCUCGUAAGCCUGUUCUGCGCAAGAUCUCCAUUAUUAUUCUCGCAGUCUUCAUCUUCUUCUCAUUAUUCACUGCUUUGGCUCCCUCAUACGCCUACGACCCUACUAGGCUAACCAACACGGUUGCUGGGCUCGCCAAGACAGGUGCCCAUUAA